AGGAAGUGCAGAAAUAAUCAUCAGCAGUGGCGCACCCCAGUUUAAAACAUACUUUCCUCCACGGCCAACUGGGGAGGGAACCACAGACUCACACUCACCAUGAAGACCAUCAGGCUGCUUCUUGUCAUCCUAGCAUCAGUGCUCGGCUUCACUCCAGCGCCUGUAGCACCCGAACCUGCACCUGCAGCACCAGGAUUACAACCUACAACAACACAACCAGCACUUGCAGCACCGGGACCUGCAACUACAAAACCUGCACCUGCAGCACCGGGACCUGCAACUACAAAACCUGCACCUGCAGCACCGGGACCUGCAACAACAAAACCUGCACUGGCAGCAACAGGACCUGCAGCACCGGGACGUGCAACAACAAAACCUACACCUGCAGCACCAGGACCUACGACAACAAAAUCUGCACCUGCAGCACCAGGACCUGCAGCACCGGGACCUGCAACCACACAACCUAGAGCACCAGUAAUUGGAACGCCGCAUUCUGCUGCACCACCACCAACAACAGCAGCAGCACCAGCUGCGACAGCAGCUCCCUCAGCAAAAACGAAGGCGAUACUCCCGGCGAUGGACAAGACACACCCACCAAAACCCCAAAAUGACUCCAACGUGACUCAUGGGCUAAACGACGCCACGGCUCCUACGCAGCGCAGCAAAGGGACCAGCCUGACAACAGAGAAGAGCCACGGUCCUCAGCAGGGCAGCAAGGAGCCCGCCAAAGCAGGAACUGACCAAAGGUUUUGGUGGCUUUUGCUGCCUAUCCUGUUGGUUGGCGGCGCCGCCGUCAUCGUCCUCAAGUCUAAAUGUAAGAAGGUCCACGACCACACAGAGACUAUGGACACCGGAACCGAGAACGCAUCUUUCCAGAGCCGCCCCGAAAGCACCAAAGAUGGCGUCAUGCUCCUCGGCGUGAAGUCAUCAGUGGGCGAAGAAAACGCUGCAAGAUAAAACAGAGUGGCCGCAUGAAGACGACGUGGAUCUGCCUCCCGGUCAUUGUCUCAAGUAAAUUUCUUCACGUUUAUGAUGUAAGAAAUGGCGUAAGGUGGAAUUUUUUUAUAUAAUAAUUUUAACGCAAUGAGGUGACAUGAAAUAGAACGAAGCUUUUAUUGUUAUUUUCUUAAAACGACCCCCAGCCAAAGUUGUUAAAACCAUGAAGCUGUUGAUUUAUUUCAUUAUGUGUUCAAGGACAUCAUUAAAUAAUGCUUUUCUAAUCGGAGCUGCCCAAACCUUUUCCACCGAGGGCCUUUAUACAGAAAAAAUUUAAGUGUGGGGGGACCCCUUUUUUUUUUUUACAUUAAUGAGUCUGAAACCAACCAAGUGUGGCUAUCUCAUGAAAACAUCUGAGCUUUGUGUUAUAGGUGACAAAGCAAAUAAGUGUUAUAUCUCAAUAAUGCAUUAAGAUUUUUUACAGUAUACCAAGGUUCAUACAAAACGAGCUGUUGGUCAAAAAUGGCCCCUGGCGUCCACUUUGGACACCACUGAAUUACAACAUUAUUUAAUCCUAAACAAGGGGGUAUUCCAGAAAGCAGGUUAAGUGGAAACUUUGUGUACGUAAGACCUGAAAUGAGCGAAAUGCUGGGUUUUCUGUUCCAAAAAAGAGAGGUGAGUCUUAGGCAGGCUCACCUGCUUGCGAGCUGGCUUAUUGGACAAACCCUGGGAUGUUUUUUUCAUGUCUCCUCCCUCUUGAUUAACCCGAAGAAAUCUGUCAGACAUAAAAGCUCUGUUCCUUUGUAACCAGUUGAUGAUGUUAAAACAAAAUUAUUUCUUGAAGCCUGAUGUUGGGGGAGGAUUUUAAGGGUCAUGGUUAGUUGGAUAUACUAAUGUUUUUGAAGACUUAGUUGUUGUCAAGAUUUUAAUUAAAAAGUAGUAACUAAACUGAACUGAAUUUAUUAUUAAGUGCACUAGCAAAAUAACCUGCCAACAAGAGCAGACCUUUUAGAUUGUUUCAAGAAGUACAGUAUAUCUCAGAUUUUAGUACAUACUAUUUAUGUUAAGCAAUAAAGAAUAAAUAUACAUGUCAACGUGCGUUUGUGUGCGUGUGUGUUUAUUCAUUGAUGUGUGUGUGUGUGUGUAUAUAUAUAUAUGUAUACAUUUAUAUAUAUUUUUUUUAUUGCUUAUAAAUAUGUACUAAAAUAUAUAUAAAUUGAUAUAUACUUUGCAUUUGUAUCGACUUUACAGGUCAAACAUAAUAAAAAAUGUUUUUAAAAGAUGGAUUUGCACCUAAAUUUAAAUGGUAUUUUAUUCCAUAUCAUUCCUCCACUUUUUUACUUGCAGGCUAAUACAAAAAAUGUGGCCUUUUAUUGUAGUCUUAACUCAGGGUCAACAUACUCAGGAUUGAAGCUAAUUUAUAUCAGCUGUUUUGGAACCCAGCACUCAGUUUUCCAUCUUUGGGUAAAUCGACUUAAACUUCGGGUACCAACUUAGUUUGUUGAACCUCUUACCUCCUGGAAUACGCCUUGGAUUGUAGAUGAUAGUACCGCCAUUUUCUGUCCAGAUACUAUGUACUUAGAAAGCAAAUCUGUGCCAGUGUUAAAGUUGAGUGAGUAGUAAAUACUACACUAUAUAAACUGUGCAUGUGGAAAAUUUGAAUGCAUUCAAAUAGUUAUUUUUUAAGAAGUGUAUCUGUGCCAACAUAUUGUUCUGGACCUCAAAUAAAUCACCAUAAAAUGUUGA
Nerophis ophidion (straightnose pipefish) is the source of this 2682-nucleotide messenger RNA. RefSeq names its product nematocyst expressed protein 3-like. The record is from RefSeq and is a predicted model, not a curated record. The coding region runs from base 100 to 957 and encodes 285 amino acids. The transcript is spliced from 10 exons. Lineage: Eukaryota; Metazoa; Chordata; Actinopteri; Syngnathiformes; Syngnathidae.